Vigna unguiculata (cowpea) is the source of this 1699-nucleotide messenger RNA. RefSeq lists its product as uncharacterized. The record is from RefSeq and is a predicted model, not a curated record. NCBI's taxonomy places the organism in Eukaryota, Viridiplantae, Streptophyta, Magnoliopsida, Fabales, Fabaceae.
AAAAUCCAUUUAUCUUAACGCGUUUUCCUCCACAUUACCCAGAUCUAAAACAAUUCUCUCCUCACAAAUAAAUCUCUCACUCAUCCUUUCUUUCAUUUUAAUCUUUCAACCAUUCUCCAAUCUUCUUCCUCUCUGCAUCCAUCUCUAAUCGAAUGUCCUUGCAGUUGAAAUCGCACAGAGCCUUUCGAAUUUCGGUGUAAGAAUUAGGGUUUCAACGAUGCCUUCGCUUCCCUUUGGACUCCUUCUUCGCCAUUUCGUCCCUUCCUUGCUCAUGUUCCACGCUGGAUCCUCCGCUAGUCGUCUUAAGCAUCUUGAAAAAAGUGAUCGGCGUUGUAGUCUUAGUUAACAUCACCUUUUCUUCAGUUUUCCUGCCUUUCUGAUUUUUUUCUCCGUCGAUCUUUUGUUCACGAAAUUCGGGAUCGAGACGUUUUUGACCGUUGUUUCUAUUACUGUUGUGUUGACUUCGAAGACCGCGAAAAUUUUGCAGCUGUAAUCGCCGUCGAUUAAUUAGAGCCUAAUACAAUUAAUGGGCACGCCUGCUGUUGUUAGUAAUGUACCAGGCUACAUCAUAAGUAAGCUUGAAGGUACCUUUAUUGAGUCACUGUAUAUACAAGAUGCUCUAAAGUUGGAACAAGCAUCUGAGUUGGAUCGUUUUGAUGAUUUUUACGUGGAGGAGGAGAAUUUAUGUGGAGGUUUUGAAACGCAAGAACCCAAAUUAGAGAUAAAGUGCUUGAAAGAUUGUUCAACGUUUAUGUGUCUUCCUUCAAGCUCUUCUGACGAGGAGACAGAUAAAUCAGUCGCCAAGCAAUCUCGUCAAAACUACUGCUCAGUAUCUUUGGAAGCUCCUGCAAAACUUGUAUCUGCCAUGAAGGGUAGCCGUGAGAAAGAAAGGGGAUCUCAAAUUAAAUUGACUGUGAAAUGGGCCCCUGAUGUGUAUGAUCCGGUACCUACAUUGUCAUCACAUACUGUUAAACACAAGAAACAUCAGAAACCCAGGAUGAGGAAGAGUGAAAAGAAAAAUGGAAAGAAGAGCCAGAAGGUGAGUUACUCUAGAAGAAGCAGCAGCAGCAGCAAAGAUAAACAGUAUCGAAACAGGUGGCUGCAUUCUGGUGAAGAAGUGUUUGAAGCUUCCACUGAAGUAGAUGAUCUUAAUGUUGCUAACCAUGAUUCCUAUUGUGCAACUAGCUACUUAAAAGCAUCAAUUACAAAGCUUCACUGGCCUAUUGGAGAAGCGCUGUAACGAGACUGCUGCAUAAAAAGUAAUUUUCUGUUCUGUUGUAUAAUGAAUAGAUUAACCAAGGCUGUUGGAAGCAGAAUAAUGAACUAUACAUAUCCUUUUUGUUAACUAAUUAGGCUUUUUGGAUAGCAUGGCUGGAAGAAUAUUUGCAUGAGCUUCUGCAUAGAUAGCUUUUAUUUUCAGUAGUCACAUGGUCCAAAGCCAUUGCAUUGCUUUCAUUUACAAAUCAGCAAUUCGGGAUUCCAUUGCCUCAAACACCAUUUACUUCGGUCUUCUUGGCAUUCACUUCUAGAUUUUUCAAUUCUAGUACAUAUAUCCAGACAUGCACUGCAAUCAAAGUUCGAUGAACAACGAGGGGGAAAAACUUUAUUCACUGCAGGGAACUCUCUGACUUCAGUCAUCUAAAAGUUAUAUUUUUUUGAAUGUAUUUUUAAUGCGAAAAAAUGUAUUAUGUUUUAUUCA